AUGAUUUCUCAACCUUACCCUUUUUUCUCUUGGUUCACAAUUUCUUCGUAUCACACCCUCAGGCCUCACCUUGACCCCAACUCUUUACAUGGAUUGAAACUUUUAGCAAAGGUAGAAAUACUUGGAGUUUCUCUUCCAUGGAGAUUCAUUUUUGUCCGUGAGGGCCCUGGCACAAUGUUAUGUGAACAAGCCAAUAACUGUCAAAAGGAAACGAACCCCUUUUUAUCUAGUAUAGACUCCAACCUUGCUUCUGCUUUAUCCAAUGAUGAAGAGUUAACACGUGUGCAACAAUAUACAACUACCAGCACAUGGGUAGACCUUUUGACAGGGAGGAAAGGCUUUCGGGGUCCAUUUCUCAGCCCAUAA
This is a messenger RNA of Ilex paraguariensis (yerba mate), 366 nucleotides long. Lineage: Eukaryota; Viridiplantae; Streptophyta; Magnoliopsida; Aquifoliales; Aquifoliaceae. The record is from the annotation of a GenBank genome assembly.